AAUCUUGCAUUUAGAUGCAGUAUGAAAAAUUAUUAUAUUAAGAAAAUAGUGUUGUCACAAGUUUUAUUAACAGAGAAGUUAUGUUAAUCACAAGAGUUGAGAGCACUUUAAUUGAACUAUUAAAAUCAUUAAGGGGAGUGAUAAGAUUUAUACAGGAGAUAUUUUGUCUUGAAAUCUGAGGGCUGUAUGAAAAAGAUAGUGAAUUGAAGAUUUUGAAUGGUCAAAUGGCUCAUUGAUGUCUUAUAAGUUAAACAAUUUCAGCUCCAAAAUGCUACAUAGUAGUGCUUUUAUUUACACACUAAGCGUAUAGUAAAUUCUAGAAAUGUCAGUUAAAGAACAAAACACUACUUUGGUAUUUCAGGUUCUGGAAAUAUCUUGUAGAGAGCAGCAUAACAACCAAUUAAACAAGUUAAACUAUAUUUAUUAAAAGUAAUGUUUUCUUUAAGUAUUUGGCUUAUAUUAUGCUGAAUUACAUCUGACUGGUGAUGGGGACACAUCCAUACAGGACAAGGAAAAGAUCAAGUAUAAUGCAAUAACACACUUCUAAGCCGGACAAGAGUCUUAUUGUAGUAUUCCUUGGUCAUUGAAUUACCUACAUUGUUUCAAAGCUAUGCUUCAUACUGAAUGUGUUUGGGGACGAAAUAAAAGAAAAUUCAGAUAUGAUUAUUUUUUCAAUAUGGAAUUAUUUUUCUUCAGUGAGAUGCUGCUUUUUAGUUUUGAAUUUGCGGUGUACAUUUGUCUAGAAAUAACAACACACCAGAACUGGAAACUUACAAUCUAUACACUAGAAUUACUGGUUGGAUCCAUAUGAACCAGAGAGUUAGCCUUGAGGGACCAAAUGUAUUUGUGUAAAACUUGUUCUGGUAAUUUAAAUCUUCAGAUUUUGUUUGUUUUAAAUUUUGGUGGUAAUAGCCUUUUAGAAGGAUUCAACAUUCUAAUUUUGUAUUUUGGUAAUUAAACUGUAAUCUUCAGAUAAGCACAUAAAGGAUGGAAGUAUUUAAGAUGAAAGUUGAACCCUUUUCUGAUGAGGAGCAGAAUGUUUCGUUGGAUAUCAAGAAGGUGAAAAAAGUAGAAACUUUAAUACUAUCACCUAUUAGGGAAAAAAAUGUAUUGUGUAUACCUUUAACAACAAGUGAAGUUCCUUCCAUAGAAGAUACAUCUUUAAGUACUGUGUUUGAGUUUGUUAUAGUAAAAGAUGAACCGGAAGAGGAUUGUAAUAAAGAAAUUGAAAAGACUGAGAACACAUUUGCCAGAGUGAAACAUGAACAGCCUAGUGACUUACACCAAGAUGAGAUAGUUUCCAAAUUCAAUGAUAGUGGUGAUGAUGAUGUGGAUAUUUCAAAAGAUUUUGUAAAGAGUAUGAAAACGGAAACUGGGUUCCAAGAAGAGUUGCAACAGCCUGGCUCUGGGUUAGAUGGUACAUCUGGUAUAAAGAAGUACAUGAACACCUGUUGUGGAAAGCAGUUUCCUAGUUGCUCUAUUUUAACACAAGCAUCUUCUUUUACAAAAUCUUGGAAACCACACAGUAGUGAUGUAUUUGGCAAAACAACUGCAAGUGGAAAUGAUCCAAAACAGUAUCAGCUACCCUACAGCAGAGACAAACCAUACAGUUGUGCCAUGUGUGGCAAAGAAUUCUGUAAAAACAGUGACUUGAAAAAACAUGUAAGGAUACACACUGAGGAAAAUAAUUACAUUUGUGUAGUAUGUGGCAAAGAAUUCUGUAAAAACAGUAACUUGAAAAAACAUGUAAGGAUACACACUGAGGAAAAUAAUUAUAUUUGUGUAGUAUGUGGCAAAGAAUUCUGUAAAAACAGUGACUUGAAAAAACAUGAGAGGAUACACACUGGGGAGAAACCAUACAGUUGUGUAAUCUGUGGCAAAGAGUUUGGAAGAAAUAGCAACCUAAAAAUGCAUCAGAGGAUACACACUGGGGAGAAACCUUACAGUUGUGUAGUGUGUGGCAAAGAAUUUGGAAGAAAUAGUGUCUUAAAAAUACAUCGGAGGAUACACACUGGGGAGAAACCGUACAGUUGUGUAGUGUGUGACAAAGAAUUUGGAAGUAAUAGUCACCUGAAAAUACAUGAGCGGAUUCAUACUGGGGAUAAACCUUACAGUUGUGGAGUGUGUGGCAAAGAAUUUAUCAGUAAUAGUCACCUUAAAAUACAUGAGGGGAAGCACACUGAGGAUAAACCUUACAGUUGUAGUGUCUGUAACAGGGAAUAUACACAUUACUCCUCUCUAAAAAGACAUCAGACUACUCACAGUGGAGAAAAACCAUACAGUUGUGUAUUGUGUGGUAAAAAAUUUGUAAGGAGUAGUAGCCUAAAAAAACAUGGGAAGGUACAUAUUGAGAUAAAACUGUAAAGAACUAUUAUACUGAAAAUAUUUAAAAGUAGUAUCUGUAACUAUAAUUGGGAGAAACAGUAUAGCAUGUAGUGUUGCAAAAUACAAGGAUUCACUCAGGGAUAAACCAUACCAUUGUGUACAGUAUCUAUGACAGAAAUAUUACAUCUCUCAGAAGUAAUCAGAUUACUUCCACAGAAUAUAAUCAUAUGGUACCAUGUUGUGAAGGGUCUGGAAGCACUACAAAUCUAAAAUCACAUCAUAGGAUAUAGAACUGUUGAGGUACUAUAUAGCUGUAAUGUAUGUGGCUGGUAAUUGUUGGACUGUUUUUACUUAGGAAAACAUCAGAGUUGAGAUAAGACCGAUAUUUAUGAGGUGUAUGGCAUGGAACCUGAGAGCCAAACAUAUGAAAUAUCACUAUAUAGAAAAUAAAAUUUUAUUUAUAAUUGCUAUAAGUCUUUGGUAAGGAAAAAUCUCCCAGUUGGUACCAGGAUUUUCAAUUAAUUUUUUUCUUUUUUUUUUUACAUAAUGUUUUAGUGGAAAUAGAUAAUUUUUUUAUGCACAUAAUUCAUCAUUUUUACAAUUAGGCUGGUUUCCAUAGCUUUUAAAGUGUUUUAUUUUGUUAGUUAUGUUUCAUUUCUUCAGAGGAACUAAGGUAAUAUACUUAUUCUGAUUUGAUACCAGUUGUAGCAUUGCAGGUUAAUUUGUUUCUAACUUUGUUUUCCUUUUCUUUUUUCCUGUUACUUUCCAGUGAUCCAAGUAUUGGUGUACAUAGAUUUUGUUGUGUAAGCUGUAUGAAACUUUGGAAAGGUUUACAAUAAUAAACCAAAUAACUAUUUUAGUUUAUCUUGCUUCCCUCUUUGCAUAAUUUAAAGUUGUAAACACAUUAAAUAAAGUGUAAUUCUAUUGCAGAUGACAAUGAUGAUAACUUUACACAACUUUGUUUGCCUUACUGAGGAAUCUAGGGGAUGUACAUGCAUCUUAUAACAGCUGACUUAAUUUGAAAUAAUUUUUAUGACUCAAAAUAAUUUGGGUAUUGAUUGUUCAUUAUAAUAAUAUGAGGAAAACAAGGGUUCUAUUGGUCCAUCUAAGCCAUCCAAUCCACUAAACUAAACUUUGAAAUAAAAAUAUUCAGUGCCAGCCUUUAUUUGAAUAUUUAUCAAGCCUUCCUUUAAACUCCCUUAAAUUUACUGCAUCCAUCUUAGCUGAAGAUGACUUUAACAUUGCCAAAAUUUAUAUUUGUGCUCCCUAGUCCUGCCAUGAUUACCAUUAAGAGCAGAUAAAGAUGGUGCAUCAACACUAUCAAUCCACUUAAUUCUUUGAAACACCUCAAUCAGAUCCCCUGUAACUCUUCUUAACAUGUCCUUUUAUGACAACCUUUCUAUUCCAGGUGUUAUCCUAAUAGCCCUUCUCUGAACCUUUUCCAACAAUUCAGUGUCCUUCCUAGGAUAGAGAGCCAGAGACUGAACAUAAUACUCCAAAUAUAACAUAACUAGUGAUCUAUAUAAUGAAAUUAAACCUCUUUAGACUUGUAUUCAAUAUUUCUAUACAUACAACCCAAAAUCCUAUUUGUCAUGCCACUAGUAACAGCACAUUGCUUGGAUAGUCUAAGAGGUUGAUUAACCAGAACACCAAGACCAUUUUCUUUCAUACCACUGUCAAGGUUAUUCCCAUCAAAAUUGUACUUAUAAUUCAGCUUGUGAUAUUCCAAAUGCAUUACUUUGCAUUUUUAUUAUAAUUAAAACCCAUCUGCCAUUUAUUUGUUCAACUUGCCAAAUAAUUGAAAUCCUUUUGUAAAGCAGCAGCAGCAUCCACUUCAUAGUCAAGCAACAUCCACAAUCUUAAUAUAAUCAGCAGAUUUAAGUAAUUUAUUAACCCUCCCUUUGUCUAUGUAAUUGAUGUCAAUCCAAAAGAGAAAGGUCUUAACACUGAGCCCUGAAUUACCACACUCUACUUUCUUCCAUAUAUCCAGUUUUCUACUCAAUGAGCCAACUCAUCCUACAUAACCUAAAAAAAAAAUAUAUUAAAUGUUUUAUGUGACACCUUGUCAAAUGCUACCUGAAAAUCCAGACACACCAAAUCCACACAUGUACUUAUGCAGUAACCUCUUCAAAGAAUGUAAAAAGAUCAAUAAGGGAAGAUUUUCCCCUUGUUAAACCAUGCUGACUAUCCAACAAAAUUUUAAAACUUGUUAAUUAAAUGACUUUGCAAAACAUCUUUUAUCAGACUUUCCAAAACUAACUACAACUGAUGUAAGACUAAUAGGUUUGUAAUUACUAGGACCAUUUUUAUCACCUACCUUGAAGAGAGAAGUAAUAUUAGCCAACUUACAAUCUUUUGUCACCUGCCAACUAUUCAAGGACUUAUGAAAAAAAUAAUAGGAAGUGACUCACAUAUCCAGUCCUUAACCUCUUUCAAAACCCUUGAAUAAAUAUUAUUUGGCCAUGGUGCUUUAUCAUUCUUUCUACUUCCCAACGUUUUCUUAACAAGCUAGGGAUUAAUGUGAUUAUCUUGUUUAACCUUGUUUUCAUCUAGCAACUGUUUAGGAUGAGGAAUAUUGUUUAAAUCUUCAUUAGUAAAAACUGAGGAAAAAAGUAGAAUUUAAUAACUCAGCCAUCUCGUAAACUGCUAAUUAUUUCAAUCAGUAAUAUUCCUAUAUUGUCUCUCCUAAAAAAGUGUAUCAAAAAAUUCAAUAAAUUGUACAAAUAGUUAUUUGAGUAUUAUUGAUAUAAAAUCUGCACAUAUACUGGACUGAAAUAACAGUGAAUAUAUAUUUCUUAUCCUUUCAAUUCAGAAAUUAUGUACAAACCAUAAAUCAAUAUUUUAGACAUCUUGGAAGUAUAAUUAACCUCAGGACUUUUCUCUUACUGUGUAAUACUGAAGAGCAAUAAAAAUAAUCAGGUGAACUGUA
Messenger RNA from Limulus polyphemus (Atlantic horseshoe crab), 5254 nucleotides. Its product is annotated as zinc finger protein 501-like. The record is from RefSeq and is a predicted model, not a curated record. The transcript is spliced from 4 exons. Gene Ontology annotation, molecular function: RNA polymerase II cis-regulatory region sequence-specific DNA binding; DNA-binding transcription factor activity, RNA polymerase II-specific. The coding region runs from base 988 to 2364 and encodes 458 amino acids. Lineage: Eukaryota; Metazoa; Arthropoda; Merostomata; Xiphosura; Limulidae. Gene Ontology annotation, biological process: regulation of transcription by RNA polymerase II.